UUCGCGUUUGUGCAGUGAAAAAUAGUGCAAUUUUGUGGAAAAUUUCUCAUUUUGCGUGGAAAAAGUUGUGUAAAAAAUCAUGCUCUGAUUUUCCAUUGAUAUUGGUGUAAAAAUUUCCGUGCAAUUUGGGAGAAAAAUGUGUGUUUGGGUGAAAAUUGUUGCGUCGUGAUGCGCUUUUGCCUCGAAAGAGCCAUUGAGAGGAAAAGAAAACUACGAGGUGAUAUUAGUUGGUGAAAACGAUUGAAAAAUCAAUCGAAAAGACCCGAUAACGUCGCCCAAUUGACCCAUUCGUGCGUGAAAUGGUGAUUUUAAUGGAUAAAGUAUGCGGAUGUGUGUGAAAAAGUGGAAAUAGUGUGACUCGUGAGGUGGGAAGUGUUGUGUUAUGCGGCAGCUGCUUCUGCGAACACUUUUCACGAGCGACGCCGCCAUAGCAGAAAGCACCUCACUGUGAAAGCCUCUCCCACUCCACCAGAUGAUCUGUGGACAUUUAAGCAAUAUUGAGAACUUUGAAAGAUCAGUGGUUUAGUGUUUGAAGGAGCGCGCGCCCCAUCAAAUUGGAGAGGAUUCCAUUGCAUCAUGCAACAAGGAUCUGACUCUGUUGCAGCCUCAAACAAUUUUACGAGUGGUGUAACAAAAAUGGAGACAUCGAAGGAUCCCCCAUCACGAGCUGAACCCCAAUUGGAACCUGUCAAUGGAAUUGUACAGCCACCAGUUGUACCGCCACCCGAUCGUCCGGGUCGCAAGACCAAUCAGCUGCAAUUCCUCCUUAAGACGGUGAUAAUGGCCGUAUGGAAGCAUCGGCACUCCUGGCCAUUUCUACAACCCGUAGACGCCAAGAAUCUCAAUCUUCCUGACUAUCACAAAAUUAUAAAACAGCCAAUGGACUUGGGGACAAUUAAAAAGCGCCUCGAGAAUAAUUACUACACAUCGUCAAAGGAAUGUAUUCAGGAUUUCAAUACAAUGUUCUCCAAUUGCUAUGUGUACAAUCAGCCAGAUGAAGAUGUUGUGCUGAUGGCACAAAUUUUGGAGAAAUUAUUCUAUAACAAAUUGGCCAAGAUGCCCAAGGAAGAGAUUGAGAUUGAGACGGCAUCGAAGAAAAGUGGUAAGAAGAAGGCUAGACCAAUUGGUCCACCAGGAACACUCAUUGGUCCAGCUAGAGGACGUCCCAAUGCCACGCCAUCUUCCACACCAAGCACCAUGAUGGGCAGCACUGUGACAUCUACUGGCGGAGUGCCACCCAAUUCCACGGCACCCUCAGCGGCCGGACUGCCCUUGGUGCCACCAAUUGGGAUUCCCGGAAGCACAAAUACCACCACAACGGCCACAACAGCUGCUCCAGCAGUUGGCGGGGCAAUGUCUUCUGGUCUGACUUUGCCGGCUACGGCGAGUCAACAGACGCCCUCAUCGAUGAUAAGUACAUCGACGGCCACUUCAGGUGGCGGCCAGCAGCCCACGGCUGCGGCCCCGCCGCCCUAUCAUGUGAAUCUGAACAGUUCGCAACAGACGCUGCUGGACUCGGUGAUGCCGCCACAGCCGCUGGCCAAAGUGAAAAAGGGUGUGAAAAGGAAGGCGGACACCACCACACCCACCACCGCCACUACCUUCGACUCCCAUUACACCCCUGGCAGUGGCAAUGAGUCCAAGAAGAUCGCCACGAGGCGAGGGAGCGGUCGCCAGUCGACACCGUACCCCAAGUCACCAAUGACAACGGCCGCAGGUGGCCAUGCGUCCGCUGGUGUUGGAUCCGGAGGUGCUGGUGCACCCAAGAACAAAGAAAAACUAUCUGAUGCCCUCAAGUCGUGCAAUGAGAUCCUCAAGGAAUUGUUCAGUGAGAAGCAUAUUAGGUACGCGUGGCCAUUUUAUAAGCCAGUGGAUGCUGAUCUUCUGGGUCUCUAUGACUACCAUGACAUCAUUAAGAAGCCAAUGGAUCUGGGUACGGUGAAACUGAAGAUGGACAAUAGGGAAUAUAAGACAGCCCAGGAAUUUGCUGCUGAUGUUCGGCUCAUCUUUACCAAUUGCUACAAAUACAAUCCCAAGGAUCACGAUGUUGUGGUAAUGGGUAGAAAAUUGCAGGAUGUCUUUGAGAUGCGCUAUGCCAAUAUACCCGAUGAACCCGUGACAAAUGUGGGUGCCAGUGGGACGGGUGCAGCCUAUGGGGGUACUGGUGGUAAACCGAGCUCCUCGAGUGAUGAGUCAAGUGACACAGAUAUGGAAUCCAAUUCGGAUGAGGAGAGGAGUGCCAGGCUGAAGGUGUUGCAAUCAAAACUGGUGGAUUUGCAGGAGGAGAUGAGGAAAUUGGUGGAGGAGUCUACCAAUAAAAAGAAGGCCAAGAAGAAACUCAAAGAGAAAAAGAAAGCUGCCCCAACGCCUGGAGCGCCAACUGCAACUGCAGGUCAUUCGAGUGUAGGAAAACAAAUUAGUCAAGCUGGUCCAAAUGCCCAUACGAUGGCAAUGCAGGUGCCACUGAGUGCAAAUGCCAAGGCGACAAAAGUGAAGGGACAGAGGGCACCUAAGUCCAGCACUGUGGUCAAUUCGGCCCAGUCAACCAAGAAGGUGAAGGCUGCCAGUGGCAGUGGAGGUGGUGGAGUCCGUGGACCUGGCAAGAAGAAACAGAUUACGACGCACAAUUUUGAUUCAGAGGAGGAGGAUACCGCAAAACCAAUGUCAUAUGAUGAGAAGAGACAGCUAUCGUUGGACAUUAACAAAUUACCUGGAGACAAACUCGGAAGAGUUGUACAUAUAAUACAAAGCAGAGAACCAUCCCUUCGUGACUCAAAUCCUGACGAGAUUGAGAUUGACUUUGAGACCCUGAAGCCGUCAACGCUGCGUGAAUUGGAAAACUAUGUGGCGUCAUGUCUUCGCAAAAAAACUCGUAAGCCUUACUAUAAGAAGAUGUCGGGAAAAUCAAAAGAUGAGCAAAUGGCGGAGAAGAAGCAGGAAUUGGAAAAGCGACUUCAGGAUGUUACUGGACAAUUGGGAACAUCUAAAAAAGCAACGAAAAAAGAUGAUGCGUCAAAAGUGGAUGUCGUUCCAUCGGGACGACUAUCUUCGAGCAGUAGUUCUACCGAUUCAUCAUCAUCCAGUUCGAGUGACACAAGUAGUAGUGAUUCCAGCGAUAGUGAAGCAGGCACGGAAAAAGCGUCACCAACGAAAAAACGUGUCAAAAAGGAUGAACUUCCAUCAAACAAUAAUGUUUCGAUGCCCCAGAAUACAAUAGCCACAACCCUCCCGGUCACAACUCAAAGUCACUUUAAUGGCAUUAUUCAAACUCCAAUGCAGCCGACGCCUCCUCAGCCGGUGUCUCAGGCGCCAGCAUCAGUGGCGCCUCCACCGACGCUCAUCAACACCAAUGGAAGCAUGAAGCAGCAUCCAAUGGUGAUUUUGGGUGGAUCAGCACCUCCUCCUGCUCCAGUCGCCUCACAGGCUUCAGCUGGUGUUAAGCAGGAGCACACUGUGCCACCACCCAUGCAGACGACGCCCAUGAAUAUGAUGCAGCAGCCCAUGAGGGCAGGUCCGGGUCAGAUGCCACCCACAAGCCUCGAGCACCAGCAAAUGCCUAAGGGAGCUGGUGUUGUUCCGGUGAGUGGGAUGGGUAAUGGUGGUGGAACGUAUGGAGUAAAGCCACCCGCCAGUACGGCCGCUAUGCAUGGUGGUGCCAUGGCGGGCGGAUUUGUGGAUCCGCUGGAGCAGAGUCUGGCCAGCCUGGAGCAGAACCUCAAGUCAGAGAUGGGCAAUCACCACCAUAUUGAUCUGAUGGAGAUGGCAGCAUCUAGUAUCAUUCCAAAGAGCGAGACGACGGCAUCACAGCCAGCCGCCGCCGCCCUCGCACACCACCCAUCACUGUUGCAACACCUCAAUAUGGAAGCCAUCCAUCAUCAGCUGCAGCAGACAAUGGCUCAUGCAGCUGCUGGACCCAAUGGCUUUGUCCUUGAUCCAGCUGCAGCAUCCCUCAAUGGAAUGGGUGUAAUGCAAAUGCAACCGCCGCAGCAAGCACCGACUGGCGGCCAUGUUCCACCUAAUCCCAUGGUGUCUAUCUUCGAUCCAGCCAUGGCGGCGGGGCAUCAGCUCAGCAGGCAAGGGGGCGGCGGCGGCGGAAAUGCACCGAAUAUCUCCAGUCAGCAAUCGACACAGCAAACGGCUCAGCAGCUGCCGCAGUCACAACAGCAACUUCCCCAAACACCAACUAAUACUCCUGCGAAGCGUGAGGAUAAAUUCCUUCUGACACCGAAGCCAAUUGAGGAUCUUCUAAUGCCGCCGGUACAUGAGAAGAACAAGGCGGCAGCAGCUGAGGCCAAAGGUAACUUUGCACAGGCGAUCAAGCCAUCGCAUGAGCAAAACCUGAAGAAUGCCAGUUCAUGGUCAUCCCUGGCAUCAGCGGGAUCCCCACAGAAUGUCCAGACGCCUCAGGCAAAACCCAAACCCUCCAUGGAUAGCUUCCAGCAGUUUAGGAAUAAGGCCAAGGAGAAGAUGGAUAGGCAAAAAUUGCUGGAACAACAAGAAUUGAAGAGGAGUCAGAAGGAGGCGGCUGAGAAGGAACUGAAGCGACAGCAGGAGCAAAAACAGAAGAACCACGAUGAACAUGAUGCUCCAAGAAAAAGUGGAGCUGAACCACUUCCAGCGCGUGUGGAUGAGAUCAAAGAGUCACCACAGAGAAGCGGAUCUCCGGGAAUGGCCGCUAGUGCAGCCAGUCAGGAUCGGGCAGCGGCCAAAAGGGCUGAACUGCGACGAAUGGAACAAGAGAGGAGAAGACGAGAAGCGAUGGCUGGCCAAAUCGAUAUGAAUAUGCAGAGCAAUCUGAUGGCGGCUUUCGAGGAGAGUCUCUAAGGGCGGGUGAAAAACCGCGCUGGCAGACGCUCGAGAACGAACCACCGGAGGAAAGUGCGCUGGAAGGAGUCAAUGAUGAGAGAGAGAAAAGGAGCCCAGUGUCCUCCUCGCGACAAGGAUAUACACAAUAAUUGACAACACACGAGAGACAUUAACACACUUACCGUGUAGAGUAUUAUGUUUUUUUUUUAAGUUGCAAAUGGCGCGGAGUUUCUUCAACUUUUUUUUAUUGUUCUUUUCGGGGAGAAUGGCAAGACAUCCCCUCGAGAUGAGUGGUGUUUGAGUUGUUUUUGUUUUUUUCAAGAGGGGAGCUGAGAAAUUUGAUGAGAAAAACAUUUACAUAUUAAAAUGCUCACGAAUAGAGAAGUGAGAUGAAAAAUAUGUGGAAAAAAUAUGUUGUGAUAUCUCUCCCGCCCAUUUCCAUUUUUUUUCAUUCAUUUCUUAAUUUAUUAUUAUUUUUUUUUUGCAAAAAGAAAAUCAACACGUGAAAUGUGCAGAGAGAGCCUAUAAAUUUCUUUUUUUUUAGUGAGAGAAAUCAAGCGUUGGCUGAGGCGGGUUAUUAAGUUUGGUCUUAAGGGUUUUUGAUGGGGAAAUUGUAAAAUGUACGAAAAAAAUACAUUUUAAAAUAUUACUAAAAAAAAAUAUAGUUUACUUUCUUAAGUGUGUAAAUAGUGAGCGGGUGGAAUUAAUAUAACAAAACACGUAUUUAAAUGAAGAAAAACAGAACCUCCUUUAGAAUCUUUUCAGGUGAAGAAAAAAAAACAGAACUCUGAAGUUUCUCUGUAAGUAUAUCUUUGUGUUUCUUUUCUUUUGGUUUUAUUUCUAUGACUAAAAAAAAAUGCCCAAAAUAUUUGAGAAAAUAAUAUUGUGGAAAAAUAUUUAAAUGAAAAGAAGUUCUAAGGAGGACAUAAAUACCACUAAAAUAAUAAUUAUGAAAAAGUGAACAUUUUAAAUAGCUGUUAGAUUAGUGAGGCAAAAACAAUUCAGCAUAAAUUCGUAUAGUUAAAUGAUACAGAAAUGGAGGAUUUUGAAAAAAAAAAGAAAGAGAGAGAAAAAAUCCUAGAAAGUAAUGAUUUUUGUAUUCUAAUUUAAAAGAAAAAAAAAACAAGAAAAGGAAAAAUUAGCAGAUGAAAAAAAGGGGAAUAGUUUGUGGGAAAAUAAAAAGUGAAAUAUAUACAUAUUUAAUAAAUAAAGUAAAAGAAAAAAAAAGAUUAGUGAUUGAAGUGUAGAACUUACAAUUAACAACUGAAUAUUCAAUGUAAAAAUAUGAAUUAACAAAAGCAAAAAAACAAGUGUAAUAAUUAAUAAAAGGGUGUUUUACUUUAAAAGGAAAGAAAAAGAGAAAAAAAAGUAUAAAACAAAACAUUUUGUUAGGAUUAGACAAGAAAAAAAAUAUAAAGAAGAAUAUAUUAGAAAUAUUACGUUGUAAGUAGUUUUGAAAAUUAGAAAAUUACAAUCACUAAAUAUUCUUCUAAUUAAAGAAUGAAGAAGAAGAAAAAAAAGUGCAGAAAUCAGCAAAAAAUUGUGAAUAUUUUGUUUAGUUCGUUUCACAUCUUUAUACAAAUCGUCUUAUUCGUUUUUUCGCGUCUUUUUUGGUUUUAUUUCUUUUUUUUUUUUUGGAUACAUUUCUUAACAGCAGAACUUCUAUACCUAACUAUAUUUGAGAAAAGAAAAUAAAAAAAAAACGUAAAAAAUAAAUAAAAUAGACACUUAAUCAUGAUAGAUGUUAAGUCACUGAAGAGACAAGAAAAACGCAUGCAUUAGUGUGGCUAAGAAACCUAUUCAUACACAUUUUACGUAUCUUCUUUUAAUGCGAAAAAGAUUAAAAAAAAAAAAAGAAAAACUGAUAAAUCGGAGAUUUGAACUAAUCA
Messenger RNA from Phlebotomus papatasi, 6695 nucleotides. RefSeq names its product homeotic protein female sterile-like. Gene Ontology annotation, biological process: chromatin remodeling; regulation of DNA-templated transcription. Gene Ontology annotation, cellular component: nucleus; chromatin. The coding region runs from base 577 to 4824 and encodes 1415 amino acids. Lineage: Eukaryota; Metazoa; Arthropoda; Insecta; Diptera; Psychodidae. The record is from RefSeq and is a predicted model, not a curated record. The transcript is spliced from 14 exons.